Lottia gigantea (owl limpet) is the source of this 609-nucleotide messenger RNA. RefSeq lists its product as hypothetical. The record is from RefSeq and is a predicted model, not a curated record. NCBI's taxonomy places the organism in Eukaryota, Metazoa, Mollusca, Gastropoda, Lottiidae. The transcript is spliced from 5 exons. Bases 1 to 609 code for a protein of 202 amino acids.
AUGCCUAUAAAUUUUUGUGUACAAUUAGGAAAGAAACACUUGAAAUUUGUACAUCAUUCAGCCCUCAACAUUUUACAUCAGGAAGGUGAUGAAAAAAGGCAUAAAAUAUUAGAUGUGUAUCCUGAUCUAAAAAAAGAAGUUAAAAGUUGGGUAGAUUAUCAAGACGGACAGCGCAUAAUAUUAACAACGCCAACAGUACUAGUGGGAUAUAGAGUGGAGGUAUAUAGAGCUGAAGGUACUACUCAAUGGUAUACAGCAGUUAUACAGUCCUAUAAUCAUACUUCUAAGUGUUUAGCUGUUACUGAUGAUACUGUAUUAGAAGAACACAAUGAAGACCCUGCUCUCAUUCAAAUGAGAUUGAUAGAUGAUGGAGUUGUGGAUUCCAUAUUACGAGGUGUAGAAGUAGGAAUUGCUCCACGUAGAAGACCAAGGAAAGAUAAUUUACCGAAAGAGCAACCUGGGUGUGAAGGCGGGAAAAGGAUGAGAACCACUGGCUUAGAUAGAUCUAUCAUUUUUGAAGUAUUUGAGAUUUAUUUCAUGGCUGAUGUAGAAAGGGUGUGGGAAAGACAACUUCCUAUUGAUACAUACAUGAUUCAAGAAAUUUAUUGA